This is a messenger RNA of Musca domestica (house fly), 813 nucleotides long. RefSeq names its product apolipoprotein D. NCBI's taxonomy places the organism in Eukaryota, Metazoa, Arthropoda, Insecta, Diptera, Muscidae. The record is from RefSeq and is a predicted model, not a curated record. The transcript is spliced from 4 exons. Gene Ontology annotation, molecular function: pigment binding. Bases 80 to 673 code for a protein of 197 amino acids.
AAUAUAACAUGGUUGAUAUUGGCAAGUUUUGGCAUAGAGUUGGAGCAUUUCGGAGAAAGCAGUUGAGAAAAAAAAAACCAUGUAUAAGGAAUCUACUUUAUUAAUUGUGUUGGGCGCCAUUUUGGUGGGCACCUCAGGCCAGAUUAUUUACUCGGGACCAUGUCCAGAUAAUAUUCAAACCGUGGAUAGUUUGGAUAUACAAAAGUAUUUGGGUUCCUGGUAUGAAUAUGGCAAAUAUCCCGUGUAUUUUGAGAAUGAGGGUAAAUGUGUUAUGGCCAAAUACACCUUGAAUGCCGAUGGCUCGGUUAAGGUACAGAAUAGUUUGGUAAAUGAGAGGACAAAUAUCUAUGAAAACAUUAUUGGCUCAGCUUCGGUGGUUGCUCCGGGAAAAUUAUUCGUACAAUUCCCCGUAUCACCAUCCUAUAAUGUGUCGAGUAAUUAUUGGGUUUUGGAUACGGACUAUGACAACUAUGCCACCGUUUAUUCCUGUACCCCAUUGUCCAGUGAAUCACAUGCAACCAUUGUUUGGAUUUUAACCCGGGACCAAAUACCCAGUGCCACUGUCAUUGAUAAGGCAGCCAGUGCCUUGGUAAAGAACAAUAUCUCUCUCUUGCCUUUGAAGAUUACCAAUCAAAUUUCUUGUGGUGAUGUUAAAGAACAAAAGGACAUGUAAUUAGGAUGAAAUGUGUAAAAAGCCGGAUUCAAAAAUAAAAUUAAAUUCAAAAUUGAAAUUGUUAUUGAGGUUUCUGUAAAUAUGUAUUUAAAUUAUAUUACAUUAUUUAUUUACAAAUAUAUAAUGUGUGCUAAUUUUAA